AUGGCCGAAGCCUCAAAGGACAACCAAGACGAGCCCGUCGAAAAUAUCAUCGUCGCAGCCGAUAAUGGCCGACUUGACCUCGUCACGAAACUGCUCGAAGGCGGAGCAGAUCCGAAUACGGUAGACGAGAUUGGAAACUCGGCUCUGCAUAACGCAGCGAAAAAGGGGCAUUGGCAUAUCGCCCGUCUUCUGCUGGAGAAGAAUGCAUCGCCUAGGAUUCAGAAUGGUCAUGAUGCGAUUCCGCUCCACCUUGCUAUUAGGGGCGGACAUAAGCAGAUUGUCCGGUUACUGCUUGAAUGUGAUCCUUCGACGUGUAGGUUCAAGGAGAAUGGACGAUGGGAGCCUGUUGCUGUCGCCGCGAUCCUCGGUCAUGCGGAGAUUGCGCAGAAUCUUCUGGAUUGUGGUGCGACGACGUUUGGCGAGCCGGAUUUUGAUACGCCCCUGCAUUCAGCGGCUAGGAAAGGGUAUCAUGAUGUCUGCGAUGUCUUGCUGAAGCAUGAUAAGGGGUUGAAUCGGACGUUGUGGGAGAAAAUUACUGGUCCUAGUUUGCCGGUUGAUUCGAAGGAUUACGCGGGGGACACGCCGUUUGCAUUCGCCGUGGAAAAGGGUCAUGAACGGUGCGUCGAGGUGUUUCUGAGUCAUUAUCCGGAGUUGGUGAAGUCGAGGAAUGGUCAGAAGACGUUGCUUUUUCAUCGGGCUAUUGAGAUGAAGAAUAUCGAGAUGGUUCGGAUGUUCUUGAAUCAUGGUGUGGAUCUUGAGAUGAAGGGUAGUUAUGGGUAUAGGGCGCUUCAUAAGGCGGUUACUUCGAAGAAUAUGGAGUUGAUUCAGCUUAUUCUUGACCAUGGCGCUAUCAUUGAUGCGAAAGACUCGAAUGGGUAUCCUCCCGCGAGUGCGACGGGGGAUCCGAAGAUCAGAAUGCUAUUGCGGAAUCAUGCGAACGCGAAUACUAAGGGCCCGUCAUCGUCUGUGGCCCCGACUGCUUCAGCGCCGCCUCCUGAAUAUCAGGCGUGA
This is a messenger RNA of Penicillium cataractarum, 1011 nucleotides long. RefSeq lists its product as uncharacterized. The coding region runs from base 1 to 1011 and encodes 336 amino acids. The record is from RefSeq and is a predicted model, not a curated record. Lineage: Eukaryota; Fungi; Ascomycota; Eurotiomycetes; Eurotiales; Aspergillaceae. The transcript has a single exon. Gene Ontology annotation, molecular function: protein binding.